CAGGAAGGCAAGCUUGAAAGAAAAUGCAUCUCUUGAAAGAAAGGGUGAAGAAUUGAAAGUUGAACUGAAGAAAUAUCGAAAGCUGGACGGCUACCUAAAAACAGCAGAAAAGCUGCUCAAGCACUUGCACUGCCAGACCUGCGGCAAGAACCUUGUGCUACAGGAGUACGAGGUCGCAAGUGACACCGAGAAACGCGAGACCCCAUGUCAUGACGGGCUUGGUGCAGGUGCUGCGAAAGGGGAGGUGACGGCUUCAUCCUCUGGACUGCAUCUUGCUGUUCCUGGGAGUUCUGGAGCAAUCUGUAGAGCAACUCUCGAGAACACGAGGGCCUUCCCUGCCCACUGUAACAUUCAGCGUGUUUCCCCCGCGGAAAGGAACAUUGAGCAGCCAGCUACAAGAGCCCCACAAGCGAGGAGCGCUGCACGUGGACCCAGCAAGGAGGCCGAACAUACUCCGGCUGCUUUCGGUCGUCCAGCCUCCAUGCAACUGCUCAGUCAGAGUGUUCCCCCCGUGGAAAGGAGCAGUGAGCAGCCAGCUACAAGAGCCCCACAAGCGAGGAGUGCUGCACGUGGACCCAGCAGGGCGGCCGAACAUGCUUCUGCUGCUUUCUAUGGUCCGGCCUCGACUCAACUGCUCUACAGCUGGAGUGAUACCAAUGUUGUCGAGCUACAGCCAGGCUCCUCAAUCUUCGUCGAGCAAGGUUCACUGUGGAACAUCGAGACAACAUGCAAGACGGCGACAGCCACUGCCCGUAGCCUGCUGACCGCUGUAUACACGCAGCAGGCACUGCUGGUUUGUUCUGUCAAGGGAAACAAGGCAAAGGGCAUGCACAGACCCUCCGAGCAACGGCCGCCGCUCCAUUUUGGUGGGAUUGCUGCCAUAUUGGCGUACACAAAGGAUGUCGCACAGAAGAAAGGAUGGGAAUAUUCUGAAAAGGUCAUUCUUCUUUCAAUGGGGACGAAACUAUCAGAACUAAGGUCAGAGAUGAAGAAGCAGCAACAAGUGUCGCCUGGUCUUGACGAAGUUUCCACUGGUGAAUGAAUAACUGCCGCAACUCCCUACUUUCAGCUACAGCAGUACCGCGGUAAGCUAUUAGGUCAUCUCACUUGUGGAAUUUUCCAUGGAUGCUGUAUGUUGCACCAGUGCCCCAACGACAUAUUUUAACAGCAGUGCUGUACUCUUAAAAAAAAAAAAACACAUACCAGCAAAUCUGUUUUAGCCCUUCUUUUAACUUUUUAUUUUAUGUUGCAAACUGCAGUUUUAGAAGAGCCAUUGUUGAAGUGAAGCGAUGGAGGUACUUGAAAAAAAAAUUAGGUGAAUUCUAGUGUUUCUAUGCCGUGAACCCAAAUGCCAUAACCAUUUACUGCACAAGUAUUGUUAAAUGCGAGAAAAUAUAAGCAUUCAUUGUUGCCACGUCAUUGCGGAGCUUUAGCUGCGUGCCCAAGGCUAGGGAGACGGGGCGUCGGCCCCAGUUUGGAAGUGGUUUUAUUAGGGCUGGGCGUCGAUUAAGAGUUUUAAACCGGUUAAUCGACACCUUUAUUCGAUUAACUAAUAUAUUAAUCGGCCUCGUUAAUUUCCAUGCAUAAUAUUUUUAAAAAGUCAAAAUGUUUUAUUUGUUUUCUGUUUCUGCCUUUGCUGAACAUGAGGUAAAGGGCCUACUAGACAAGUUUCAUUAUGAAUCAACUUUCAUGUGGUUAAGAACAGUUCGGAGGCACUCGCACGUCAUUACUCCAGUGGCAUGAGGUAAAAAGUUCGCUGAUGUUAUCCGGCAAGAGCGACCUCAUUUGAUUGUUCACACUAUAGUCUCUCUCUGCUGCGCUAAACGGGCACUGAAAUGCUAUUGAAGUGGUCGGGAGACGUGUAACACUCUGCACCUUGUCAGUUAGGCUAAAUUUUGACAUAAAGUUUGCCCUUCAUAGACGUGUUCUCGUCCACGUUUGCGUGGUGAAAGCGUUUACUUUUUGCUUUAUUUUGGUUCGUUAAAAUAUUACCGAAUAACGGGUUAAAAAUUAUUCGCGAUUAAAGUAUUAAUCGAUUAAUCGAUAGGGUAAUCGAUCAAAUGCCCACCCCCAGGUUUUAUGGCUCCACAGCACGUCGGAUUGAGCCAUAAUUGUGGUAUCUGUUAUUUUAAAGGCCAAAUGAACACAUUCAAGUGUUUCUCCAAUAUACAAUUGCCCCAUGUUCCCUUAAAAGCUGAUUAAUAAAAUUUGUGAGAAGGCAACAAGCCUUCAUAUAUUAAUUGCUAAAAUUUUGCCUUUCAUAGCCUGGUAAAAAAAAAAUUGAGAGAGAUCAAGAAGUUGCACCGAUAAUGAUGCACAGGAGAGCGGCGUGGUCGUUUCGGUAUCAGGCCACUAUCUCAGCAGCGUGUAUGCGCCAGUGUCACACUCCCAAGGUAGUAAGGUCGGACCGAAAUGACUACUGUAAACGAUUUAAUUUUAGCGAGAACCUAAUUUUCGCGAAUCACCUACAAUUCGUGAAAAAUAGGUCCCGUGAACAAUUCCCCUAAAAUGUAAACACAUUGGAAUUUAUAUUGAAAUUCCACCGCUUCGCAAAAAGUUAGAACCCGCAAUUAUUCUAAAACUUCAGCUUUCACCUAAAUCGGAAAAUAUUGAGCCUGCGAAAAAUAAAUCGUUUACAGUAUGUCGCUCUUUUAUGCACCAUUAUCCGCACAACUUCCUGCAUCCAUUGCAGUGCUUGAUUCGUAAGCGAGGCAACAAAAAGGAAUAAUUUCAACUAUGAAUAUCUGAAAGUCCAUUGCGUUUGCGAAUUGUUUCAAUUAGGUUAGACAUUAAUGAUGGCUCUUUAAAGGGAAGAUGGG
Messenger RNA from Ixodes scapularis (black-legged tick), 2819 nucleotides. RefSeq lists its product as uncharacterized. The transcript has 4 exons. The coding region runs from base 482 to 1042 and encodes 186 amino acids. NCBI's taxonomy places the organism in Eukaryota, Metazoa, Arthropoda, Arachnida, Ixodida, Ixodidae. The record is from RefSeq and is a predicted model, not a curated record.